Molecule: messenger RNA, 1452 nt
Organism: Brassica oleracea var. oleracea
Lineage: Eukaryota; Viridiplantae; Streptophyta; Magnoliopsida; Brassicales; Brassicaceae
Product: putative RING-H2 finger protein ATL49
Exons: 1
Coding region: 69-1298 (409 amino acids)
Source: RefSeq, a predicted model, not a curated record
CUCUCUUUCUCUUCUUUCAAAACUUUGAGCUCAAACUUUGGUUAGUUCCUAUCUCCUAUCUCCUUCACAUGAACAUGACUUUCAUUACCACUUCAUCACCACCACCAUUAAUACCUCUCAAACCAUACACAAGCUUCGAUAUAACAAGCAAAGUCAGCCCAGACGUCCUCCUAGUAAUCAUAAUCCUCUCCAUCAUCUUCUUCAUCUCCGGUCUCAUCCAUAUCCUCGUCAAGUUCCUCCUCACACCAUCACUUCAAAACAGAGAUGAUUACUUCGACAACAACCACGUCACAGCUUUUCAAGGACAGCUUCAACAACUUUUCAACCUCCAUGAUUCAGGCCUCGACCAAUCACUAAUUGACAAGUUACCUGUCUUCCAUUACAAAUCCAUCAUUGGUCUGAAGAUUACAUCUUUCGACUGUCCUGUUUGUCUCUGCGAGUUCGAAGCAGAGGACAAGCUCAGGCUCUUGCCUAAAUGUAGCCACGCCUUUCACGUUGACUGUAUAGACACGUGGCUUCUCUCUCACUCGACAUGUCCUCUUUGCAGAUCCAAUCUCCUCCUCUCUGAUUUCUCGACUCACCACAGUCUAAGCUCCUCGUAUCUCCUUGUUCUUGAGUCGGGAACUGAUCGACGCUCGAGAGACAUGGUUCCUGUUCCUGAGGCUAAUGAUUAUGGGUCGACCCGUUUUGGGUCGGGUCGUAAACCAUGCGACCCGGAUGGUGAUUUGGUUGUUCCUUUAGAAGUUAAGCUAGGGAAGUUUAGGAACAUAGAUCAUGUUGGUGACGGAAGUGACAAUAUCAUUAGUGGUAAUAGUAAUGUAGAUGUUAGGAGGUGUUUUUCAAUGGGGUCAUAUGAGUAUAUUGUGGACCAAGAAGCUACACUUAAAGUCCACGUUCCGACCAAGAAACAAUUCGACAAAGACGGUCGUUUCCCUGGCCAGAGAGCAGUUAUGUCCGAAUACGGUUUUGAUCCUACGGUUAAGGGAAUUGGGAAGAGUGUUGUGGAAAGAGAGAGCUUUUCUUUGUCUAAAAUUUGGCUAAGGGGUAAAAAGGAGAAGCAAAAGGGUACUAGUGUUAGAGUUCAGGAAUGUUCUUCGUUGUCUUCCUCUUCUAUCCAAUUUCAGAACCAAAUGAAUCCUGCCAAGACCAAGAAUGGGAUCGUUAUUGAUGAAGAGAAUCAAAAGAGCGAAAAUUCUGAAUCUUUGGAGACGAAAACCCCAUCUUUUGCUAGGAGGACCAUGCUUUGGCUUGCAGGGAGACAAACCAAGGCUGUUCAUCCUUCUACAUCUAAUGUGUAGUUUUUUUUUCUUAUUUGAGUUUUACUCUUACUUUACAAGUGUGUGUGUGUGUGAAAAUUUAUGAGUUUUUUUAGAGAGGAAGUUGAUGAAUAGUGGGGUAUCAAUUAAUAUAUGUAGGGUUAUAACUUCUAAGGCACAUUGAGAAUUUGGUUUG